This is a messenger RNA of Nannospalax galili (Upper Galilee mountains blind mole rat), 3899 nucleotides long. It is a transcript of the gene Onecut1, whose product is annotated as one cut homeobox 1. The record is from RefSeq and is a predicted model, not a curated record. The transcript has 3 exons. Gene Ontology annotation, cellular component: nucleus. Gene Ontology annotation, biological process: regulation of transcription by RNA polymerase II. NCBI's taxonomy places the organism in Eukaryota, Metazoa, Chordata, Mammalia, Rodentia, Spalacidae. Bases 289 to 1764 code for a protein of 491 amino acids. Gene Ontology annotation, molecular function: RNA polymerase II cis-regulatory region sequence-specific DNA binding; DNA-binding transcription factor activity, RNA polymerase II-specific.
UCUAAGGAGAGGGGCGAGAGUGGGCAGGGCAGGGCGGGCUAGGGGCAGCGCUCUCUCCCAACGGCGCGGAUCCUUUUUGGAAAUUAAUAUUAAAAAAAAAAAAAGCCGAGGACGCUGAGGGGAAGGUGGGGGCAAGAGAGAAGGCGACACACACACAGAGGCAGAGCCCCACGGUGAGAGGAAGAAAGGCAACAGUCGCCGGCAGCCGAUGUGAAGACCGGACUCAGUGCGCCCCUGGCCGCCUCUGCCCGGCCACAUCGAUGUUGCAGUCCGCUCGCCCGCAGCACGAUGAACGCGCAGCUUACCAUGGAGGCGAUCGGCGAGCUGCACGGGGUGAGCCAUGAGCCGGUGCCCGCCCCUGCCGACCUGCUGGGCGGCAGCCCCCACGCGCGCAGCUCGGUGGCGCACCGCGGCAGCCACCUAGCUCCCGCGCACCCGCGCUCUAUGGGCAUGGCGUCCCUGCUGGACGGCGGCGGCGGAGGCAGCGAUUACCACCACCACCGCGCCCCUGAACACAGCCUGGCUGGCCCCCUACACCCUACCAUGACCAUGGCCUGUGAAACUCCUCCAGGUAUGAGCAUGCCCACCACCUACACCACCUUAACCCCUCUGCAGCCGCUGCCGCCCAUCUCCACCGUGUCUGACAAGUUCCCUCACCACCACCACCACCACCACCACCAUCACCACCACCCGCACCACCACCAGCGCCUGGCGGGUAACGUCAGCGGUAGUUUUACGCUCAUGCGGGAUGAGCGCGGGCUGGCCUCCAUGAACAACCUCUAUACACCCUACCACAAGGACGUGGCUAGCAUGGGCCAGAGUCUCUCGCCCCUCUCCGGCUCCGGUCUGGGUGGCAUCCACAACUCCCAGCAAGGGCUUCCCCACUAUGCCCACCCCGGCGCGGCUAUGCCCACCGACAAAAUGCUCACCCCUAAUGGCUUUGAAGCCCACCACCCGGCCAUACUGGGCCGCCACGGGGAACAGCACCUCACGCCCACCUCGGCCGGCAUGGUACCCAUCAACGGCCUUCCUCCGCACCAUCCUCAUGCCCACCUGAAUGCUCAAGGCCACGGACAGCUCCUGGGCACAGCCCGGGAGCCCAACCCUUCGGUGACCGGCGCGCAGGUCAGCAAUGGAACUAAUUCAGGGCAGAUGGAAGAGAUCAAUACCAAAGAAGUGGCGCAGCGUAUCACCACCGAGCUCAAACGCUACAGCAUCCCACAGGCCAUCUUCGCGCAGAGGGUGCUCUGCCGCUCCCAGGGGACCCUCUCGGACCUGCUGCGCAACCCCAAACCCUGGAGCAAACUCAAGUCCGGCCGGGAGACCUUUCGGAGGAUGUGGAAGUGGCUGCAGGAGCCCGAGUUCCAGCGCAUGUCAGCGCUCCGCUUAGCAGAAAGCGGCAUGGGUGGCAGUGUGCCUUCUCUGAGGACCACAUCUGGAGGCCCCCAACUGUUCAUUCCUCACUCAACUGCAUGCAAAAGGAAAGAGCAAGAACAUGGGAAGGAUAGAGGCAACACCCCCAAAAAGCCCAGGCUGGUCUUCACAGACGUCCAACGUCGAACUCUACAUGCAAUAUUCAAGGAAAAUAAGCGUCCGUCCAAAGAAUUGCAAAUCACCAUUUCCCAGCAGCUGGGGCUGGAGCUCAGCACUGUCAGCAACUUCUUCAUGAAUGCCAGGAGGAGGAGCCUGGACAAGUGGCAGGACGAGGGCAGCUCCAGUUCAGGCAACUCAUCUUCUUCAUCAAGCACUUGUACCAAAGCAUGAAGGAGGAACCACGUACUAGAACCUCGGUGGAAAAGCUUUAAAUUAAAAAAAAAAAAAAAAGUUUUUAAAGACCAGGACCUCAAGAUAGCAGGUUUAUACUUAGAAAUAUUUGAAGAAAACAAAGUGGUAUUUAUAGUCCAAAGAAACCAAAGACUGAAGCUCACCUGCAUUCUGACUUUGUUCCAAGACUCACACUUCAGCAGGGCAAGGACUUGGCAAGAAAAGUGAUGAGCGUUAAAACACCGGGUCUCACACCUUCAAUCCCUGGUCUUCACUGUGCUUGGCGGUUCGGCGAUUUGAAGCACAGUGAUGUUUGAGCCAUUAAGCGGACAUCUUUUAAGAUCAGACAUUCUUAUUAGCUCUACCACACCACAAAGGUGUCUCGGUACCAUGUGUGGGUGUGUGCAUGUGUGCCUGUGUACACACACACACACACACACACACACACACAUCAUCAGUGGUUAGGGACUCAGGCAGGGCUGGUCUUCAGGAAGCAUUGCACUGUAGAAGUGCAACCAACAUGAUGUGGGGUUGUCCAAGUUCAUAGGAUUAGGGGUGUGAUUUUGCUUGUCUAGCCUAGCGUUUGAACCUGCCAGGCCUGCAACCAAAAUGCAGAUUCAAACCCAGCAAAGAAAAUUUGAAUGGCACCUAAACCAGUGCAUUCUCUUUGUUUGUUAAGGAAUAUUCAGAUAUUUUUUAAGAAAUGAAACAAUAGACCAUCCAUUGAAAAAAAUAUCACAUAGGUACCAAAGAACACAAUAUUAUAGUGCAGGUAUUUUAUUGCAAUGAUUUUAAUAACCAAAGCUAUUUUUACACAAGAUACUAUGUAAAGUUAUACAUACAAACUGAUCUAGCUGUAAUACACAUGCCACAUAGAUUCACGACUAUUAGUUAUGACUCUUGAAACAUUUGAAAUAUGAGUUUUCAGAACUGGCAAGGAAGAAUGUAGAUUCAGGGAAGCAGCCACCGCGGAUCUGUAUGAAAGUCCUCUUCAGGAUCCAUAAAUGUCACUUGCACAGAGAAAGGGCAUCAUGUCAUAAUCUGCUUCUAGCUUAGAAGAUGUGAAGACUGUUCCAGAGUAGCCCCCGUGUGUAUACUAGAAAACUAAGCUGAGCUGAUAACUAAAUUAGAAAAAAAAUGUCCAAAGUGAUCAUUUUUAAUAAAUGAUCCCUCCGAAGAAAAACUUAAAUUGGCUUAAAUUUGCUUUAUGCAUUUGGCACCAAAUAGCUUUUGAAAACACUUCACAAAACACAAAGGAAGCAAGCAGACCAAUAUUAAUUAUAAUUAAUUAUCCCAUAGCCUGUAGCCAUCCUAAAAAGUAAUUGAACAGACUUUAUUGCCAGUCUAAGACAUUUUACAACAUGGAUGUCAAUAAAAGAGCAGGUACCACUGAGAAAUGGUGGAACUACAUUGGAAAAAAAGCAUAGUUGCAGUCUCUCAAAGACUUUUGGAUCUUUUGGAAUUAAUGUGUUUUACCAAGCACAGCCUCCAGAGAAUGCUAUGUUUUUCCUUGCUACUCACAAACUUGGAAAUUUUACAACAUGGAUUCAGCUCUCUGACAGAGACAGAUUAAAAAAACUAGACCUGAGCUUCCCAUUCAAAGUUUUAGAUUGUAUAUUAUUUUUCUAAAUCACUUAACUGGAGCUGUGGAGACUCCAGUUAAGUGAUUUAGAAAAAAAAAAAAUACACAGUUAAGGUGUAAAAACAAAGAGCCAGUGGUCAUUUGAUUCCCAGAAACAUUCUCUCUGAAUCCAGCUGAAUUACAGCUAAUGUGAGUGAUACUUGCUCUAUCAUGAGGUCAAGAGUGAUUCCCUCAGUGAAUAUGACCCUAACUAGAAACAUAAUACUAAAAGUUAUUUUAACAAUAAGUUGUUCAUUGAGAGCCAAGCAAAAAAAACGUAAACCUUCUUGACACAAAGCCUAACUCCUUGAGGUCAAAUCUCGGACCCAGAAAGCGGAACCAUUUGUCUCCUCCCUGCUGUACACCGGGGAAAGAAACUCAGCACACACUACCCUUCCCCUUUAGUGGAACCCUGUGUUUGCCUUGACGGAUUUUGUCUUGGUAUUUUUUGAGUCUCAAAAAUUUUAAUUUUCGGGCUAGAGAGAUGUCUCAGUGGUUAAAAAGCACUGACUGC